GAAAAAGAUGUGCCCUCUGUCUUUUAGGGUUACGGCCGGUGGAGAGGAGCUGGACAGCCCGAGCACAUGCAGCAGCAGCAGCCGCUGGAACCCAGAGAGAGCAUGAGCUCCAAGCCAAAGUCCUUAGAGAUUAUCGGAGCGCCUUUCUCAAAAGGACAGCCUCGAGGAGGGGUAGAGAAAGGCCCUGCAGCACUGAGGAAAGCUGGUCUGCUGGAAAAACUUAAAGAAACAGAGUAUGACGUGAGAGACCACGGGGACCUGGCCUUUGUUGAUGUCCCUAAUGACAGCUCCUUUCAAAUUGUGAAGAACCCACGGUCUGUGGGGAAAGCCAAUGAAGAGCUGGCUGGUGUGGUGGCAGAGGUCCAGAAGAAUGGAAGAGUCAGUGUGGUGCUGGGUGGAGACCACAGUCUGGCAGUUGGAAGCAUCUCUGGCCACGCCAGGGUCCACCCUGACCUAUGUGUCAUUUGGGUGGAUGCUCACACUGACAUCAACACUCCCCUGACAACCAGCUCUGGGAAUCUGCAUGGGCAACCUGUGUCCUUUCUCCUGAAGGAACUGAAAGGAAAGUUCCCAGAUGUACCAGGAUUCUCCUGGGUGACUCCCUGCAUAUCUGCCAAAGACAUCGUGUACAUUGGCUUGCGAGACGUAGACCCUGGGGAACACUAUAUAAUAAAAACUCUGGGAAUUAAGUAUUUCUCCAUGACUGAAGUAGACAAGCUGGGGAUUGGCAAGGUGAUGGAAGAGACCUUCAGCUACCUGCUGGGAAGGAAGAAAAGGCCGAUUCACCUGAGCUUUGAUGUCGACGGGCUGGACCCAGCAUUCACCCCGGCGACCGGCACCCCGGUUCUGGGAGGCCUAUCUUACAGAGAAGGUCUCUACAUCACAGAAGAAAUUUACAAGACAGGGCUCCUUUCAGGACUAGAUAUCAUGGAAGUGAACCCAACUCUUGGGAAGACAGCAGAGGAGGUGAAGAGUACUGUGAACACGGCAGUGGCUUUAACCUUGGCUUGCUUCGGAACUCAACGGGAGGGUAACCAUAAGCCAGGGACUGACUACCUUAAACCACCUAAGUGACUGUGAAUGCGCCACAUGAAAACCAUCUGGGGCAUCACAGCAAAGCAGACAGAACUAAGCAAACGCCUUCUCCUCCCAAGGGCUUGUUCUUUUAGAAAAAAAAAAAAUUUUUUUUCCAGUAAGUAUGUAUCCCAGCAGUUCCUUUCUGGUAUGAAAUUCAGGAUGUGGAAAUCAAAACAGCUAUAAAACUAGGAAACAUGUAUUCCCCAUUUUAGCAUAAGUUAUCCUUAAGAAGUAGUAUCCAAUUAAUUUUCAAUUAAAAAAUGCACCAGCAUUUAAAAUACACGGUGAUGUUAAGUGUCAAUUCACAGUUGGAAGCAAAGGUAUCCAGAGAGGUAGCCUAUAUCCACGCUGUUCAAAAGAUGUAUAAUAAACUCUUUAUAAUAAAAUUCUGUUGUCUGCA
This is a messenger RNA of Mus musculus (house mouse), 1477 nucleotides long. It is a transcript of the gene Arg1, whose product is annotated as arginase, liver. Bases 103 to 1074 code for a protein of 323 amino acids. Gene Ontology annotation, biological process: L-arginine catabolic process; urea cycle; response to other organism. NCBI's taxonomy places the organism in Eukaryota, Metazoa, Chordata, Mammalia, Rodentia, Muridae. Gene Ontology annotation, cellular component: extracellular region; cytosol. Gene Ontology annotation, molecular function: arginase activity; metal ion binding; hydrolase activity, acting on carbon-nitrogen (but not peptide) bonds, in linear amidines. The transcript has 8 exons. The record is from RefSeq and is marked validated.